UUUUUUAUUGUGGUUUUCUAUGUCAACAAAGUAAUACAAGAAAAACGUUUUGAAAAAUUACAUACAUAUGUGAGCAAUUGAAUGAAAUAAACAACUGGUACAGAAACAACGAUUUGUCAACGAAAAAAAAAAAUACAAUUUAUAUAAGCACAAAACUACAUACAUAACAUAAUUUACUUUACAUACAUUGCACAUACAUACAUACCCACAUGUACACACAAACCAUAACUGCGUACAAUAGCAACUACAACAGUAACAGUCACAACAACAACAGCUACGACGACGAUGGCAAUGUACUAAUAAAUACAAUUUUACACAUUCCAUUUUAAUUCUGCUGUGUGUGUGAAAAACUUAUAAGAAAAAGGAACAACAACAACUACAACAAUAAUUACAAUAACAACACAACAGUGGUUGGUGAGCUGAGGUGACGACGAUAAAAUAAAACCAACAGCAACAACAACAACAACAUCAAAAAGACAGCAUAGCAUAGAGACGACGACGAAGAAGAAGAAGAAGAAAAUAAAUAGCAAUUUCGACUAAAUAAAGUUUUCAAGUCGCUGCCAACAUAGACGCGCAUAGUUGCCGCGACGCUCCCGUUUUCCGUACCCGUUUCCCGAAUUUCGUUCGUUCGCACAUUCUGUUGUUCGGUUAAUCGGUUGGUCGUUUGGUCGGUUCGUUAACCGCUCGGCUCGGCUCUUUUGGUUGUUGUUGUUAUUCUUGUGUGUUUUACUUGUUGCUGCUGCAACUGCCACUGCAACUGCAGUGUAUCGUUCGUCUACGACUAGUUGCGCGCAAGGUUAAGAAGAAGAACAACAAAAAAUAGAAGCAGGAGAAAGAGAGAACUGACCAGAAGCAGCAAAGCAGAGAGUGAGGCGGAAAAAAAAAACAAAACCACCGAGCAAUAACCACAAACAACUACAACCAACACAACCACACCAACAUCUUCCCCAUCCCAGCUGACUUUUUGUCUUUUGUUUUGAUUCGUUUUGUUGCGCCGGCUUCACAUUCGGGGCGCAUCCGACCGACCAACCAACCGACCAUCCGUCGCGCCUGCGCACGCGCCUCUCUCUUAAAAAGCUGGCAACAUGGACGCUGCUGCUGCUGGGGAGAUAUGCAAUCCGCAAUUAUGCCGCAUUUGCAUUAAUUCGCAUACAAAUUCAACGCAGAUGAUUUCAAUAUUCGGCGAGGACUCACUAUGGCAGAAGAUAACAACACUGGCGAAUGUAAAGAUAUCGAAAAACGACACAUUACCGCAACAGGUUUGCGUAUCAUGUGCGAAAACAGCAAUAUCGGCAUGUCUGUUCAAGAAGAAGUGCGAGGAUGCGGACAACUUCUAUCGCCAGCAGCUGCUGAUCAAGAAAAUCGAGGGGCACAGCAAUGAGGCGAGUUCCAGAGCCAAUAAAACCAUCACAGCAGAGACGGUGCAUACGUCGCCACGCGAUCGUGCCGAAAACAAAAGCAGCAGCGGCAGUAGUGGCAGCAGCAGCAGUAGCAGUAGCAGCAGCAGUAGCUCCGAGGACGAGGAAGAGGAGGAUAAUGACAAUGACAAUGACAACGAUAACGACAGCGAUGCUGGUGAUGCUGAGGCUCCCAGGCAUCUGGAGAAUGGACAUGCCAUGGUCAAUGGCCAGGCUGGUGAGCACAAUAGUAGUGUCCUGGAGGAGGGCGCCAAGCUUGAAGCUGUUCCCGGAGAUGAUCGGCUGCCCGAGGAGGACGCCGGAGCGGGGGAAGAGGAGGCCGGCGAUGAUGGUGAAAUUCACGCUCAUCAUCCGUCCGCCAAGGAGCCAUUCGACUUCAAUUCGAUCCGUCUGAUGCAGGAAUACAUGCAACAUCAGAUGAGCAAGUUUCCCAAUGGUGUCGCUGGUCCCGGCGCCGUCAGCGAUCUCGGCAGUGAACUGGGCAUGGGUGAUGGCGAGGAUGGAGAUGAGGACGAGACGCUGCCACUCAUACCCGAAAUAGAGCUCAUCACACCCUCAGAUGAUCAUGCCAUGGCAAUGCUCGCCGGCGAUUUGGAUGGCACAGCGGUCGGUGGCGUUCCCCAUGCGCCGCCCGUUCGAGGUUUCCAAUGUUCCCAUUGCUAUCAGAUCUUCGAGAUGAAGCAGAUACUCAAGGCCCAUUUGCAGAGCGUCCACGGAGCUCCGGGGCCGGUGUAUGAGUGCAACAAUUGCCGCAAAACCUAUUUCUACAAACGCUUCCUGGAGAAGCAUGUGAGGCGCGGUCGCUGCGUCAAAAAACGGCGCAAUCAGACUCGUCCUAUGCAGUGCUCUGAUUGCCAUGUCCUCUUUCCCACCGGCCAUCAUCUCGGCUGGCACAAGCGCACCGGUUGUCCGUCCAAGGCGGCUAAAAUGCCGCUACAGCAGCUCUUUAAGCAGAACAUUGUUCAGUUCAAUAAUUUCUCGAAGCGUAUUGGUGGUCCGGGACGCAAGCCGGCUGUGGAUAAUGGUGCCGUCCAUCUGAAUAAUCGCAAACUGGGCUUGACGAAUAAACGCAAGGGACGCACUCGCAUCAAGCUGGACGCCAAGAAGAUAGCGUUGGCCAAGCAACUGAUCCUGCGGGAGGCCACCACCACGGUAAUUGCCAAUGAACUAAACAUCUCGCGCACGUUCGCCUGGCGCCUGCGCAAGAGUCUGGUGAAUGGUGUGAGUCUGCACGAGCGCGUUGUGGAUCAGGCAUCGGAGGAGUUGCAACUUCAGCAACAACAGCAGCAACAACAACAUCAACAGCAGCUGCCUUCGCCACCGCCGGCCGGACAGCCUGAACUGAGCGAUGAAGGCCAGGCGGAGGCAGCUGCUGAGCUCGAACAGCAACACCAGCAGCAGCUGAGAAGCCACGAUCUGGACAUACGCUAUCCCCAGUUGGCGCUGGACAUGGGCAUUGUUAAGGAGGAGCAGCAGGAUAGUGAGGAUGAGGAGCAUCACGAGCUGACCAUUGCAGAUGAGGGUGUCGGCGAAAUUGGCGCCGAAGAGACCGCCGGCUAUGCGGGCGAAGACGACAUGUGCGGUCUUCUGCCCAAUGGCUAUGAUGUGCGCAAUCCGCUGGACGAGGGCAGCGGCCCGGAAACUGGCGAACGGGAUGCGUAUGGGGAUGCCAAUGAGAAUGAGCGUCACUCUAAGAACGCCAACUCGCCCCCAUCCCCGCCAGCGAUAGCCUAUCAACGCUUGAUGGCCGGCUCCCAACGUUUUCCCCACAUUGUCAACGCACAACAGCUUCAAAUGCAUCAGCAACAGCAACAACAACGGCAUCAGCAACAGCAAAAGGUGCAAUACGCAACGAAGGGCUCCCUUAUGCCCCUCAAUGGUGGUCUGCCUUUGUUGACACGCUUUCCCACCAUCGCCAACACAACCACACCAUCCAACCAUUCGUUGCCGGUUAAUUUGUCCAUACGCUCCAUGUCGCAAAUAAACAGCAAUGAGAGCAAUGGCAGCACCAGCAGCAAUGCGACUGCAACUCCCAUUCAGUCCCAUCACCACCAGCAACAUCACCAACAACAACAGCAGACGACUCAGCCUGGCAAGAAGCCGCGUAAGCCGAACGUUUUCAUCGACGAUGAGAAAUACGCAAUGGCGAAGCUGUUGGUGGCACAGAAUGCGUCCACCAUGAAUAUUGCACGUGCUCUGAACGUGUCUCAGAUGACGGCCUGGAAGGUGCGCGAUGCCAUAUUAAAGGGCGUGCCGCUCUCAUAUCGCAACAAGUCUCGCGUUGAGUCGCGCAACGAGGACUCCACUAAGGAGCAUCAGCAGCAGUUGCAACUGCAACAUCAGCAGCAACAACAACAGCAACACCAGCAUCAACAGCAGCAGCAGAUGCAGCGCCAUCAACAGGAGCUCAUUGCCGCUGAACAACAGCUACUGGAUAUGCAACAAAUGCAACAAAUGGAGUUGCUGAAGCAGCAGCAGAAACAGCAGCAGCAACAGGAGCUGUUGCUGCAACAACAACAACAACAACAACGUCAGCAACGUCGUCAUACGCCAGCAGCGGACACAUCACACUAUCAGCCUCCAACACAGCAGGCGCCACAACCGUCACAGCAACAGCAACAACAACAACAACAACAGCAGCAGCAACAACAUCAGCAACAGCAGUUGGCGGCAGCCAACAAAUUGUUGCAUCCACGUCGCCGCCUCAAGGCGGCCGAACGUGAAAUGCGCGACAAGGAGAUAACACGCGAAAUCCUUCAACUGAUUAAGGAGGAUAGCAACAUACAGUACUGGAAGGUGUCGGCACGUCUGGCCGAGAAGGGCAUCAACAUAUCGCCCUCAUCCGUCUGUCAGAAACUCAAAUCGAUGGGCAUACAUCGUCGAUGGAAGCCGGGCGAUAAGCCGCCCAUGCUGGCCAUGAAUCAGCUUAAAGCGGUGACUGUCGCUGCCGCUGCUGCCUCUUUCGCAGCCGGCGGCAAUGGCACCACCUUUGGUCUGCCCAAUGGCAGCAGUGCUGCUGCUGCCGCCGCCGCUGUUGCUGCUGCCGCUGCUGCUGUUGCCAAUGCCGAUGACGGUUACGAGCAGCAACAAUUCGAUAUGGGCGGUCCACACUUUCUCAGUGCCUUUACACGCUAAGGGCUUACAAAAAAAAAAAAAAAAAAAUGCCUGCGCCAGCGUCCUGCGAAAGAGUUAAUUUUUAAGUACGUCACGCACACAUCCAUGCCUCCCCCCCUCCCUUUCCCCCACACACGCCCACACGCAUUAUAGCAACAACAAUUUGUAUUUUUAUAUAGUAUUUAAACAAGAUUAUACAUAACUGUAUUGUAUCUUAUAUAUACAUACAAACAUGCAUACAUAUAUAUAUAUAUAUAUAUAUAUAUAUAUAUAUAUAUACAUAUAUACAUACUUAUAUUGCGGAUUUCUUGUACACAUUUCUAGAAUGUUCGGCUGACACACAAACACAUAAACACACACACACACAUAUAUAUAUAUUUAACACACCUUUGCGCAUUUAGCGUACAUUCCAAAAUAAUAGUUUUGCAACAACUUUGAAAAGCAACUUCCAUCGUGCAGCUAACUUAGUUAUAGUAUUUAUUUAUGUAUUUUGUUCCAUAUACACACAAACACACACUUCUACACACAUACACACACACACACACACAUUGCGGCCUGGCCAAACAUUUAUUUAUUUAUAUUCAAUAUAGGAGCCAGGCUUUAAGAAUAUAUAACAGAUACAUAUGUAAGCACAGAAACUAGAGAAAAAGCAACAUUAGAGAUUAGUGAAUAGAUCUUUGAAAUGCAUUUGCAUGUUUAAGUCGAGUUUGCAACAAAUCCGAUUUAUUCAGUACUGACACACACACACACACACACAGAGAGAGACACACUCAUAUACACACAUAUAUAUGUGAGAAGAUAAAGACAUAUUCUUUAGUUAGUUAGUUACGCAUUAUAUAUAAUUAUAUUUGCAAUCAAUGAACUUUUUGUGUCCAAUCAACCAAUCGACCGACCGCCCAUACCGUACACACAUACAUACAUGCAUAUACAUAUACAUACCUACAUACCUACAUACAUAUACAUAUAUAAAAAUACUUAUAAAUAUAUGAAAUUUGUAGCAAUG
Scaptodrosophila lebanonensis is the source of this 5535-nucleotide messenger RNA. RefSeq lists its product as uncharacterized. The transcript has 8 exons. Gene Ontology annotation, biological process: chromatin remodeling; positive regulation of DNA-templated transcription; regulation of transcription by RNA polymerase II. Gene Ontology annotation, molecular function: nucleosome binding; zinc ion binding. Gene Ontology annotation, cellular component: SWI/SNF complex; brahma complex; nucleoplasm. The coding region runs from base 1086 to 4553 and encodes 1155 amino acids. The record is from RefSeq and is a predicted model, not a curated record. NCBI's taxonomy places the organism in Eukaryota, Metazoa, Arthropoda, Insecta, Diptera, Drosophilidae.